Messenger RNA from Dicentrarchus labrax (European seabass), 1563 nucleotides. The record is from the annotation of a RefSeq genome assembly. NCBI's taxonomy places the organism in Eukaryota, Metazoa, Chordata, Actinopteri, Moronidae.
GUGGCAAUCACACGCUGAUUUUUUUCUACUAACCAUAAAGACAUUGGGACACUAUACCUGGUAUUCGGCGCUUGAGCUGGGAUAGUGGGCACUGCUCUAAGCCUUCUUAUUCGAGCAGAAUUAAGCCAGCCGGGCGCCCUCCUCGGGGACGACCAGAUCUACAAUGUAAUCGUUACUGCUCACGCCUUCGUAAUAAUCUUUUUUAUAGUCAUACCAAUUAUGAUUGGGGGAUUUGGAAAUUGACUUAUUCCGCUAAUGAUUGGGGCGCCUGAUAUAGCAUUUCCCCGGAUAAAUAACAUAAGUUUUUGACUGCUUCCUCCAUCCUUCCUCCUCCUUUUAGCCUCCUCAGGAGUAGAAGCCGGGGCCGGGACAGGCUGAACCGUCUACCCCCCUCUUGCAAGCAACCUUGCUCACGCAGGAGCAUCCGUUGACUUAACAAUUUUUUCUCUUCACUUAGCCGGGAUUUCCUCGAUCUUAGGAGCUAUUAAUUUCAUUACAACUAUUAUUAAUAUAAAACCCCCUGCCAUUUCCCAGUACCAAACUCCUUUGUUUGUCUGAGCUGUUCUCAUUACAGCCGUCCUUCUACUUCUCUCCCUCCCUGUUCUUGCAGCUGGAAUUACUAUAUUACUUACAGACCGUAAUUUAAAUACCACUUUUUUCGACCCCGCAGGGGGUGGAGACCCCAUCCUCUAUCAACACCUUUUCUGGUUCUUCGGCCACCCAGAGGUAUACAUUCUUAUUCUCCCCGGGUUCGGAAUAAUUUCCCAUAUCGUAGCUUACUAUUCCGGUAAGAAAGAGCCCUUUGGUUAUAUGGGCAUGGUCUGAGCGAUAAUAGCAAUUGGUCUCCUGGGAUUUAUUGUUUGGGCUCACCACAUGUUCACCGUAGGAAUAGAUGUUGACACACGCGCAUACUUCACAUCCGCAACCAUAAUUAUUGCAAUCCCAACGGGUGUAAAAGUCUUCAGCUGACUGGCAACCCUUCACGGAGGCUCCGUCAAAUGAGACACCCCUCUUCUAUGAGCCCUGGGCUUUAUUUUCUUAUUUACAGUUGGAGGCUUAACCGGCAUCGUCCUAGCCAACUCUUCACUAGAUAUUGUACUCCAUGACACAUACUACGUAGUCGCCCACUUCCACUACGUCCUAUCAAUAGGAGCUGUCUUCGCUAUUAUUGCUGGCUUUAUUCACUGGUUCCCCUUAUUCUCAGGCUACACCCUUCACAGUACCUGAACAAAAAUUCACUUCGGCAUCAUAUUCGCAGGCGUUAACUUAACCUUCUUCCCACAACACUUCCUUGGUUUAGCAGGCAUGCCCCGCCGAUACUCUGACUACCCAGACGCCUAUACUCUUUGAAACACAGUAUCCUCAAUCGGCUCCCUCGUCUCCCUCGUAGCAGUAAUUAUAUUCUUAUUCAUCAUCUGAGAAGCCUUCGCAGCUAAACGUGAAGUUUUAUCAGUAGAAAUAACCUCUACCAAUGUAGAAUGACUUCACGGCUGCCCGCCCCCUUAUCAUACAUUUGAAGAGCCCGCGUAUGUCCGGGUCCAAGUAAUUACCCAAGAAAAGAGG